AUAUUCCCAAACUUCAAGUCUCCAACAAGUGUUUUGUCUCAAAACAAAAUGGAUUUUGGGAGAAAAACAUGUGAAUGUAUUGCCAAAAGGUUAGUUGUGAAUGGCAAAGUUGCAGUCAUUACUGGUGGGGCAAGAGGGAUAGGGGCUGAAACAGCAAGGCUACUGGCCAAGAACGGCGCUGAUGUCAUCAUCGCCGACAUACUGGACGACCUAGGGGCCCCACUCGCAGAAUCCAUCGGGGGGCGAUACAUCCACUGCGACGUUUCCAAGGAAUCUGACGUCGAAUCCGCCGUCAAGCUCGCGCUAGAAUGUAGGGGGAGGCUAGACAUCAUGUUCAACAACGCCGGGGUCGCGGGUCCCAGCGGGAGCAUCAUGAACCUCAAAAUGGACAAGCUGGCGAGCCUCCUUGCCGUGAACCUCAACGGGGUGGUCCACGGCAUCAAGCACGCGGCGCGAGCCAUGGUGGCGGCCGGCGACAGCGGAGGAACGAUCAUAUGCUCCUCCAGCUCGGCCGCCGUCAUGGGCGGCCUGGCCUCGCACCCGUACUCCUUGUCAAAGUCAGCCAUCCUGGGGCUGGUGAGGAGUGCGGCGUGCGAGCUGGGGCAACACGGGAUCCGGGUGAACUGCGUUUCGCCACAUGGCAUCCCCUCGGAGAUGCUUCUGAGCGCGUUCCGGAGGUUUCUCGGGAAGGCGGACGUGGAGGCGGAGGAAGUGGGGGAAAUCGUCGGAGAACGGGGGAGCCUCUUGGUUGGGAGAGGGGGGACAAUGGAAGAUGUGGCACAAGCUGUGCUGUUUCUGGCUAGUGAGGAUUCUGGGUUCAUCACAGGACACAAUCUUGUAUUGGAUGGGGGGUUUACUUCAGCUGUUAAUCAAAUGAGUUUCAUAUACCAAGAUUGAUAACAAUUCAAGUGCUAAUAUCUGGUUAACAAUGGGUUUGUCAAGAAAUAUCAAAUGAUUUUUUUUCUUCAGGAAAUAGAGAAUAGAAAAUCCAAAUAAAAUUUAUUUUCUUACAACAGAGGUACUUCAGUACUAAGAUGAUAUAUACAAUAAGCCAAGAGUAUGCUCUCUCAUAAUGGCUUGGCUUCUUAAAGAUACAAACAUUAAGGCAAGAAAAGGCGUGUUAGCUU
Cuscuta campestris is the source of this 1127-nucleotide messenger RNA. NCBI's taxonomy places the organism in Eukaryota, Viridiplantae, Streptophyta, Magnoliopsida, Solanales, Convolvulaceae. The record is from the annotation of a GenBank genome assembly.